Molecule: messenger RNA, 835 nt
Organism: Sinocyclocheilus rhinocerous
Lineage: Eukaryota; Metazoa; Chordata; Actinopteri; Cypriniformes; Cyprinidae
Product: leucine-rich repeat-containing protein 66-like
Exons: 5
Coding region: 179-835 (218 amino acids)
Molecular function (GO): protein binding
Source: RefSeq, a predicted model, not a curated record
UGUGUGUGUGUGUGUCUGGUGCCAUAAUGUUAUUCAGACUUUGAUCUUAGGAAAGUUGGAGUUAAAGUCAAAGAAUUUCUCAGUUGGUCUCAGUGUUUUGUUGGUAAUUAUCCAGAGCUACAGACAGAACAUCGCCAGAGCCAAGUGGAGAAUCGCUACCCUAAAAGGGCUGACUAUAAUGUCAGCGUACAUCUCAGUGCUUGGUGUGGCAGUGUUGCUCCUCCACCUCUGGGGGACACUUUCUUUCCCCACCACUGCCUGUCCUGUUCCCUGCUUGUGCCAGCGCGGUCCUCUCCUGAACUGCUCUACUUUGGGUCUGACUGAGAUUCCCACACGCAUACCACCAACUGCGGUUUCCUUGAACAUAUCCAAUAAUGCCCUGCGUUCUCUGGCUCCUCUCAGCUUUGGUCAUGUAAAAUUGAAGGGACUUCUGCACCUUUGGGUGGGAAGUAAUGCUCUGGAGAGCCUGUCUCUGAUUUUGAAGAAGGACCGGUCAGGCACUAGGACCCUGUCAAGUGGAGAACAGGAAUGCAUGUCCUGGGCACCUGACCUUCAGUUGCUGUCUGCUGAAAGAAACCAUCUAAAACAUCUACCAAAGGGGCUGGUCUGCAUGAAGUCUCUGCAGAUUCUUCAGCUGUCAUAUAACCAGAUAUCUAAGAUAGGUCUUACUGACCUGGACAACUGCAUUCAUUUGAAAGAGCUACAUCUCCAGCAUAACAGCAUCAUAAGCAUUCACCCACAAGCUUUUAUAGACCUAAAACAGCUGCAGGUCCUUGAUCUGAGCUAUAACCUGCUGGUCACCAUUCCUGUUCCUGCUUACCAGUCCCUACCUUGA